This is a messenger RNA of Contarinia nasturtii (swede midge), 703 nucleotides long. RefSeq lists its product as uncharacterized. The record is from RefSeq and is a predicted model, not a curated record. NCBI's taxonomy places the organism in Eukaryota, Metazoa, Arthropoda, Insecta, Diptera, Cecidomyiidae. The transcript has 9 exons. Bases 76 to 588 code for a protein of 170 amino acids.
AUAUAAGGCCAAUCGCAAAGAUAAUUUAGUUCAUAUAGAGGAAUCUUCUUCAGAUAUAUUCCUGAAUAAAGCAAAAUGGAAUUUUUUCGAACUAUUUUGGCGCUUGCUCUGAUCGGUUUGGUCGCCGUUACUUUGCCGACUGUCUUCGCUGGUAAAAAUAAAAUAAAAGUUUCCGGUUCAGACUACCAAAUAGACGAAGUUAAAAUUAAAAUACAAAGAGUAGAAGCAUUGCUACAGAGAAACCAACAGCUGCAAUCGGAACUUCAGCAAAUGCUAGAAAAUGCAUGUACUUCUCUUCUUUCGCAAAACGGACCAACUGAAAAUGCAUCAUCAUCUGGAUCCGUAUCUUAUGAAGUGGACGAAGUGGACGAAGUAAUAGAUGUAGCAGUAAUGGCAAGACUAAUUAAAGACGUGCGAAUGAAAAAUGUUCACAGUCUAUGUGACUAUCUUCUUACACAAAAAAAGAAAAGUUCGAGGACAAAAGUGUUGAAUGAGAUAGAAAAAGUAUCAGGCGUUAUGGACCCCGAGACAAAAGGCAAAUUCGACCAUUUAAGACUCGUGUCAGAUAACUUGGUGGGAUGGAAAUAGAGCGAUUCUAGUCAACUAUUUAUUGAAUUUGAUUGGCUACUAUAGAAAUUAUAAUUAAUUUCUGUAUUGAAAAAUGUAAUGAAUUGUUACAGCUCAAUAAAAAACAAACACCUAC